AUGCUGAGCGAGGGCGAGUAUCACCUGGUGGCCGUGGCCUUUCAGUCCAUGGACCCCAAUAACACCGGUCUGGUUCCCCUAAGCGAAGUCAAGAAGCGGUACUUCGCGCACGAGCAUCCGCGCGUGAAGGAGGGGAGCAUGGCUCCAUCUGCCGCACGCGACACGUUGGACUACCACUUCGGCGUCUGCGCUGCUGAUCACGGGGGCAGCAUCACCUUCGACGAAUUCCUAGCAUACCACGAAAAAAUUGCCGACGAGGCAUACGACGAACAUGUCGGCGACGUCGCAGCCUUCACAGAGAAGACGAUUAUGAAGCUUUGGAGACUCGGCGACUUGUUGCUGCCGACGGGCGUGCGUCCCGUCUUUCCGGUCGCGCAGCCACCAACCGGGCUGUACGCGUCGACGAACAUGACGCUGGUGUGGGUAGAGCCUAGGCAAAUAGAUGCGUCUCCGGCCUCAGGGCAGCAAUCCCCCAGCAUCGGAGGUACUGCCACGCCGUCUAUCAACACCUAUGGCGCUGUGCACGCCAGUGACCUCUUUGUGCUCCGCGGGGUUAAAGACGUGGUUCGCUCCAUCUUUGCCCGCGGUGAUCUGCCAGAGGAGCUGCAGGGUUACUUCGCGUACCCAGAGGAGCUGACUGGGUUGGCGGUAGACUACGUGGCACCACGUGUAUCGAUUCAGCGAUGGUACGACUUCACGUGGGAGUACGCGGAGGGCAAGUACUGCGGCGUCGAAGGCAUCAUCUCUAUCCGUGUCGACCUAGAAUCCCUGCCCGCUGGUCUACGGCAGUUUGUCUGCGAUCAUGCCACGGCGGUCUCCCGUGGUACGACGUGGAUCCAGACACGGCCCAUGGUGAACCCCAUGUACAAGAAGACGAGCUCCGCCUACGGGUACGGCGUCAACGAGGAGUGUCGAAAAAUCCACCGCUGGAAGGUGAAGACCUUUGAGGGGAAGCAGUACGGCAAUCAAUACCACGGCCUCUGUGGCAAGUACUUUGCCAAGAUGAAGGAGCCGCUGAAGUGCAGCACCACGACGGGCAUGAAUAUGUGA
Leishmania braziliensis MHOM/BR/75/M2904 is the source of this 1050-nucleotide messenger RNA. RefSeq lists its product as hypothetical. The record is from RefSeq and is a predicted model, not a curated record. Lineage: Eukaryota; Euglenozoa; Kinetoplastea; Trypanosomatida; Trypanosomatidae. The coding region runs from base 1 to 1050 and encodes 349 amino acids. The transcript has a single exon.